Molecule: messenger RNA, 1464 nt
Organism: Erigeron canadensis
Lineage: Eukaryota; Viridiplantae; Streptophyta; Magnoliopsida; Asterales; Asteraceae
Product: ribose-phosphate pyrophosphokinase 1-like
Exons: 9
Coding region: 1-1173 (390 amino acids)
Biological process (GO): 5-phosphoribose 1-diphosphate biosynthetic process; purine nucleotide biosynthetic process
Cellular component (GO): cytoplasm; ribose phosphate diphosphokinase complex
Molecular function (GO): ribose phosphate diphosphokinase activity; magnesium ion binding
Source: RefSeq, a predicted model, not a curated record
AUGGCUUCUGUUGCAUUCUGUUCUGGAAAUCUAACAAGUGCUCACAAAUUUCGUUCCGUCAUCCCUUGUACAAGAAACCCCUCGAUUAGCUGCAAGGUCAGUUUUGAGGAAAAUGGGAAGCCUGGUGUACAAAGCCUCACUAGCAACCAGGAAGCACUUCCUAAACUUUUUACUCCAUACAAAUCCGAGAGAUAUCCAGUGAAGAAAGAUGAAUCCAAACUUCGGGUUUUUUCGGGAACUGCCAACCCCGCACUAUCUAAGGAAAUUGCAUGCUACAUGGGUCUGGACCUUGGAGAUAUCAAGAUAAAAUGUUUUGCAGAUGGUGAAAUAUACGUUCAGUUGUGUGAAAGUGUCAGAGGGUGUGAUGUAUUUCUUGUGCAACCAACAUGUCCUCCUGCAAGUGAGAAUCUCAUGGAGCUUUUAGUAAUGAUAGAUGCCUGUCGAAGGGCAUCUGCAAAAACUGUUACUGCAGUUAUCCCAUACUUCGGAUACGCAAGAGCUGAUCGCAAGAAUCAAGGGCGAGAAUCAAUUUCAGCUAAGCUUGUUGCCAAUCUUAUAACGGAAGCUGGGGCAGAUCGUGUUCUUGCUUGUGAUCUGCAUUCAGGGCAAUCUAUAGGCUAUUUUGACAUUCCAGUUAAUCACAUACAUGGUCAGCCGGUCAUACUUGAUUACCUCGCCAGCAAGACCAUAUGUGCUGAGGAUUUAGUAGUGGUGUCCCCAGAUGUUGGUGGGGUUGCUAGAGCUCGAGCUUUUGCGAAGAAAUUAUCGGAUGCACCGUUGGCCAUUGUUGAUAAACGGCGUCAUGGACACAAUGUGGCAGAGGUGAUGAAUUUAAUUGGUGAUGUAAAGGGUAAAGUAGCAGUUAUGGUGGAUGACAUGAUCGACACUGCUGGUACGAUCUCGAAAGGAGCAGCGUUGUUGCAUCAUGAAGGUGCAAGGGAAGUUUAUGCAUGCUGUACACAUGGUGUCUUUAGUCCUCCAGCAAUUGAAAGAUUGUCAAGUGGUCUUUUCCAAGAGGUGAUUAUCACAAAUUCAAUUCCGGUGUCUGAGCAGAACUACUUUCCACAGCUGACUAUCUUAUCUGUAGCAAAUCUAGUUGGAGAGGCCAUCUGGCGUGUUCAUGAUGACUAUGCUGGAGCUUUUGAACAUUUUUCUGGCUUGGGUAUUGAUUGAGAUCCACCAACAUUGCUGAAAUUAAACUGCUCUCUUGUAGCUCGACUGACUUCCCUACUUCUGUACAAACUAACAAACCCAUCAACAAAUGUUGUCCUUGAGCCUUCACAGUUUUGUUGUGUAAAGUUAUGUGCAGAAUGUAUUUGAAGCAAAAUUGCUUUUGUGGCUCGCAUCAAGUUUUUAAUGUUGACACCGAGUGUGAUUAACUUAUUGAACGUCAUCCACUCGGUAAGCAAUUAAAACCUGGUUCGUGAAACAGGGUUAAUAAAUUCCAGAGAAUUUGCUAUCGAU